This is a messenger RNA of Aureococcus anophagefferens, 1653 nucleotides long. RefSeq lists its product as hypothetical. The transcript has a single exon. The record is from RefSeq and is a predicted model, not a curated record. NCBI's taxonomy places the organism in Eukaryota, Pelagophyceae, Pelagomonadales, Pelagomonadaceae. Bases 1 to 1653 code for a protein of 550 amino acids.
AUGUCGGGCUACACGGACCUCGACGCGCCGCCGCGGCGCGGCGUGCACCGCGUCGUGGGCUUCGGCGCCGGCGCGGCCCUGCUCUUCCUCGGCUUCGCCGCCUCGCGCAACGAGUGGCACUUUCUGGAGGAGGAGCUCAAGGAGAAGCGCGGCAUGCACGCCGCGGCGGCGGAGCCGACGACGUCCGUCGUCACGCUAAACUCCACGGACUUCACGGCCAUCGACGCCGUCUGCGAGCACGUGGCCAAGAUGGAGGGCGUCGGCGACUGCCGCGAUCUGGACGACGACACGCUCUGGCGGUACGUGCCGCGGAAGAUGGAGCUAGAGGUCGACCGUGAGCUAGUAGAGGGAUCCAUCGGUUCCGUGGCGCUCGGGGGCUACGUGGCCUUCAACAUGGUCUGGCAGGAUACGACGGGCGACUUCGCCUCCUCGUGGUUCGUCGUCGUGUCCUACGCCGGAGAGAUAAAGACGAUGGUCCCGCUCCACCAGGGCGGCGACGUCUGGCGCGCCGCGGGCCUCAAGCCCUGGUCCGAGUCCGAGUUUGUCUUCGCCGCGGGCAAGAACACGCUCCUCAAGGGCUACGCGUUCAAGGUGGACUGGCGGACGGGCGCGUACGAGCGCCUGACGGACGUCGAGAUCAACACGCACGACGUCCAGAAGGGCUACCAGGGCAACGCGUUCUGGAGCGCCCUGCCGUCGGAGGAGUUCCAGGAGACGUGCGUCGACCUCGGCACGGCCUGCCCCAAGUCGUCGGCCAUGCGCAUCUCGGGCGUGCCCCGCGCGGACGUGCAGGAUCUGAACCACAUCCAGGCGCUGGAGGACGACGCGUAUCUCCUGAUCUCGUCGCGCAUGACGAACACGCUGUACUACGUCCACGCGGGCAACGGGUCGAAGAUCUGGGCUUUGGGCGGCGACGACGGCGACUUCGGGGUCGGAUACACGGGCGACUACUACGCGCCGGGCGAGAGCUACUGGGUCGGCCAGCACAACGCGGAGUUCAUCGGCAAGAGCCAGUACGCGCUCAUGAACAACAACUUCGACACGAAGAAGAAUUCCAAGCUGCUGAUCGUCGAGUUCGCGCCCGACUCCGACGACGCGAACGCGACGGUCGUCUGGGAGUACGACACGGGCGCGUACUCGCAGAACUUCGGCGACAACGACCGCCUGCCCACGGGCAACAUGCUCGCCUGCUGGUGGCCCAGCGAGACGAUCAACGGCUCCGACGCCUACGAGGCGCGCGUCGCCGAGAUCGCGCGCGACUCCAUGGAGACGGCCUUCCGGCUGGACAUCUACGGCAAGAAGACGUGCGCCGACGGCGAGACGUGCGCGCGCGGCACGGGCUGGCUCAUGUACAGCGUCGAGCGCUUCUACGAGGGGCCCCUCGUCUACGACGUCACCUGCGACGGCCACGACGUCACCUUUGGCGUCGCGAACGCGUUCAAGCAGGCGAGCCAGUACGAGGGCUUCUUCAACAUCACCGACGACAAGGACGCGGAGCUGGCGACGGGUCGGUUCAGCUUCGCGCCCCACUGGCGGGCGACGGCGGUCCACGCGAAGCUCGCCGCGACGUCGAAGACGGGCACGAUCUACGUCGAGAACCAGUUCGGGUCCAACGCGACCGCGACCUACGACUGCCGCCAGGACAAGCCCUAG